This is a messenger RNA of Penicilliopsis zonata CBS 506.65, 4092 nucleotides long. RefSeq lists its product as hypothetical. Lineage: Eukaryota; Fungi; Ascomycota; Eurotiomycetes; Eurotiales; Aspergillaceae. Bases 1 to 4092 code for a protein of 1363 amino acids. The record is from RefSeq and is a predicted model, not a curated record. The transcript is spliced from 2 exons.
AUGGCCGAAAAGCCCACCAGGAAAGAGCGCAGAAAAAGCUUGAGCGUGUUUGGCGCGUCGACGACCUCCGUUCCCGCCCGCCCUGCCGUUCACCCUGCCGCCGUCCACAGCCGCUCCCCUUCGGAUGACUACCAAGUGCUGAAGAAGAAGGGCCGCCGCAACUCGGGCUUCUUUGGCAGUCGCAAUCCCAGCCCCGUUCGAGCAGCGCCGCCUCAUCAUCAGUCAUCUGCCCCCAACAGCAACCCCGCAGUCACCGGCGCGACUUCCUCCUCUGCCACCUCUGCUGCCACCUCUUCCGCCGCCGUCAACGACGCGAUUUCAUCGCCGUCUCUGGCCUCGGGUUCUUUCGCUGUUCCCGAUGGCAUUGGCACCCGCCCGCGCCGGAAAUCAGUCCAGAAGAAACGGGGGUCGAUGUUUGGCUCUUUUCGAUCGCUACAUUCGUUGGAAGACGACGAGAAGUCGCUCGGCCGCUCCAGAGGUUCGUCCGGCGAUGAUGAUGACCACCGCGCGGGGAUCGGCUCCUUCAUUCUGCACUACGGGGAGGUUCAGACAACCGGAGGCAUGUGGAGGAAGAAGAGCCAGUAUCUCGUUCUCACAGAUACCCAUCUCGUGAGAUUCAAGAACUACAGCAAGGCCGCCGAAACUUUCCCCUUCAUCGCUGCGUCGUACGGCCGUAACCAGCCGGGAAGCCGCCAGUCAAUCGCCUCUGUCGUCUCCUCGCACGAUCCACAACUCUCGGCCUACAGCGAUUCGCUCUCCGGUAUCCCUCUGAACAGUAUCAUUGCCGUCUACAUGCUUGACGAUGGCCGCCUCUCGUCCACGGUGGAGGUGGCUUAUUUGGAUGAGCGCAUGCAAAAGGCUGCCUUGAUCCAGAUGCAGACGUCAGAUCUGCAGGACUUGAACCUCUGGAUGGUCGGAAUCCGCUCUGCAGCCGAGAUGGCGCGCUCGGUAGAUCCGCUGCCCUUUGACCCAAGGUCCGUCGAGUAUGUCGCCCGUAUGCUUGAGUACGAGAGAGACUACGAUCCAGAUACAUUCCGCAUGUUCCGUGUGAUCCAGAUGGCUUCCAGCAAGUCUAUGGCUCGUUCCUCGUCUGACGAUUUGACCAAGCUCUCCCCAACGGGCUUCUAUCUGGCAGUGGGGAUGCAUAAAGUUCAUCUCCUGCCUAUGCAAAAGGUUGCUAAUCGCGCGUCGAUCGCGUCAUUGAAUGAUCUAGAGAUGGGAACCUCAUUUGGCUUGAUGACUUUGACGAGUCUAUCAAUGGAAUGGGGCGAUGACAGCCUCCAUCUUACGUUCCGACUUCCACUUCGCAAGCCAUUUUCUAUCUUCAUUGCAUCGGUCCAUUCGGCAGAGGUUGCAUUUUGGUUACGACAACAUACCGAGUAUCUCCGUCCCUUGUGGAUUCGACAACCGUACGAUUUCAUUGUUCCUCGCGGGUUGGACAACGAGAACAACUUCCUUCCGGUAGAGCUCGAUGAAGAUUACGGCUGCUUUGACCGGACUCUAGUCGCCUAUUCUGCGAGCUAUGAAAUCGACACAUCCAACAUACGUUACACCAUCGAUAUGCAGUGCGAAGAUGCACCCUGCUUCAAACUUCUGCCGCCGGCAUCCAAGAGACGACAACGAUACACCGCCUUGGAAUUGAUUGCAGUCUUUCGUUCACUGCGGUACAAUGAGUCUUUCCGGGGAAUCUCGUUUAGUAGAGUAAAUCUAGAUGCUCUCGAAGGCCUGCACGACAGCUACGGAUCGGAUAUUGACGCAAAUCUCAGCCGCGCCGAGUCCCGCAUUUCCAUUCCAGGACAGGAAAACCUCAGCAUCUUGUCGCAGGAAAUACGAGCCUUGGCCCUGAAAAGCAAAUGGCUGAGACGGUUGGACUUCUCCUACUGCCUUUCCCGAACACCCACUUUAAACGGCGGGAGUCGUGAUCCGGGGUGUGGGAUUCCUGAGGCGAUCUUUCCGGUCUGUCGACGGGAACUCACCAGUGUAGACUGGGUCGUUCUUAACGGAAUUAAGCUUGGAGACACGGAUCUGGAUUAUAUGGUAGAUGCCGCAUCGCAGAGAGGCAGUCACUUCCGAGCUGUCGAGGUUGGAAACUGUGGACUGUCAGUGCAUGAUCUUGAUCUAUUCCUAUCGACCAUGGCCGCGCAGGAGUCCACCCUGGAAUCGAUAAACAUAUCAGGGGUGCAGGGGCGCUUGAGCCCGGACGUGCUGCAACAGCACAUUGGAUAUUUUGGGCACAUCACGACUCUAGAUUUGUCGCGCAUCUCAAGGACAUCCGGCCCUGAGCCGCUGAUCACCGCCGAAACUUUAUUUAACUGGCGUUUACAAGAGCUUUCCCUGAGUCACACGGCAGUGAAUCGAAACACCGUUGACGCCCUGGCGACCUAUCUCGCCAGCAAUAACUCCCGCGGCCUCCGUAUGGUCCGGUUGAACCAGUGCGGUCUCACCGGCGAGGAUGUGGCGACGUUUCUCUAUGCCAUGGCGCAUGAAGUGGGAUGCGCGCGGCAACUUCAUUUAUAUGUGAAUGAAAACCGCCUUGACUCUGGCUGCUCACCUCUAUUCGAGGCCAUUGCCCAGAACAAGACGCCUGCCUCUCUGUCCAUGCGGAUGAUCGAUUUCAAAAAGGAGGAACAUUUCCGGGAACUGGUGGAAGCUCUGAGAGUGAACCGGACCCUGCGAUAUCUGGAUAUCUCCAAGGCGUCUCUUCCAUACGAUGCGGGACCCGAGACUUGCAAAUCCUUGCAGCUGAUGUUUGAAGAAAACAAAACACUGGAAGAUCUUGACAUCAGCGGUGAAAGUGCACACUUGGAUGUGGCUCGGUUUGGAAUAGGACUCAACCUGGCGCUGACCGGCCUAAAGAAGAACAAAUCCCUCAAAGUGUUGCGGAUCGAGCAUCAGAAGCUUGGCUUGCAGGGGGCAAACACACUAGCGUCUGUUCUGGAGGACAACACAUGUCUCCGUGAGGUAUACUGCGAGAACAACGAUAUCAACCUGCAGUCCUUCACCGUGCUUGUCAAUGGCCUGCAACGUAAUCGUUCACUCCUCAGCCUGUCCUGUAUGGACCGAGAUCGAGUCCAAUCGCUUGAAAAGGUUCGCCGGGAGAUUGAGAGCGUCAAUCGCGAUGCGCACCAGUCCCAGCAUUCAACUGCCAACUCCUUCCGUCGGUCUUUUCACGCGGCCAUAAGCGUGGGACACGGAAACAAACUCAGCAAAGUCCCAUCGGCAUCUAUGCAUUCUCGCAGUGCAACAUCAAGCUCUGCCGCAUUGGCGCCCGCUCCAUCCUCCUCGUUUCAAUCAUCAUCAUCACCAUCAUCGUUGUCAUCGUCGUCAUCGCCUUACGCAGACCAUAAUGUGGAAGUGGUCAUGAAAUCGUUGAACCAAAAGUGGGACGCCGAAGUGGCUCGUUUGCGCCGCUAUCUGUACCGCAACUACCAUAUUGCAGAGGGCGUACAUGACAAUUUCCAAGACGGCACGCAUGACCAUGACGACACUACGAGUGACAGCCGCCCGACGACUGCGAAAAGCCUCACUACGAUGUUGGACAAUCUCAAGCUUGAAGUCACUGUAUCAGAAAGAGAGAUCCAUAGCGGUUCUGAGAAACUUCAUCAGCCUCAGCUAAGUAUCGUGGCCGAAGAUAACCAUCCGCAAUACGACAAUAGCGUGCUAGAGAUGUUCCAAGGUCUGGAUAUCGACCAACCUCGCUCUCCUGUUGGUGUUGGCCUUCGCCCUCAGACUGCGCCUUUCUCUCUAUCCGAGGGGUACUCACAUCAAGAACCCUCCUCAUCGGCCUUUUAUUCCGAGUGCGCCCCGCCCUCCACCUCUUCUGGUCGACUUGCACUCCCCAUAUCGACCCUCCCCCGCGCUGGCAGCAAGAAAGCGAGCAGCGUCCGCAGCGCUCAAAGCUCCAGCACGCUCUCCACCAGUACCGGCUCGCGAAGCGCAUAUGCCGCGACAUCUUCGACACUACGAGGCUUACUUAGCCGUACCACGUCCAAAGAACAGAAAAAGCUAGAAAAGUCCAAAACUGCCCAGAUCUACGUCUCGCACGAGAGACCCCCGCAGCUUGACUGGACGCCUCCAAAGGUGGACCUUUAG